AUGAGGAUUUUUUCUGCGUUAAUGUUAAAAAGGAACGUCCGUCAGGACAAUGUACCUUUUCAAGACAUACUCCCGUUAAAACUGAAGAAGAGGGUAUCAGGAAAAGCCACCAAAGGAUCCGAAGUAUGCUGUUUGCACGAAAUGUCCAUCCUCUUUGCUUGUUUUAAGGCGAACGAUUUUAACCAGAGUAUGUGCUCCAAAGAAAUCGAAUCUUUCCAGAAAUGCUACACGAAAUUCUCCAGCGACAGGGAUAAGCAACGUGCCAGAGACGCCCAAAAGUUUUUAACACCUGGCGAGAAGAAUUUGACCUCCAAACAAUUAAAUAUACUGUUAAAAAGGUAUCCUGACGCAUAG
Molecule: messenger RNA, 354 nt
Organism: Sitophilus oryzae (rice weevil)
Lineage: Eukaryota; Metazoa; Arthropoda; Insecta; Coleoptera; Curculionidae
Product: coiled-coil-helix-coiled-coil-helix domain-containing protein 1
Exons: 1
Coding region: 1-354 (117 amino acids)
Biological process (GO): mitochondrial translation
Cellular component (GO): mitochondrial ribosome; mitochondrion; nucleoplasm
Molecular function (GO): RNA binding
Source: RefSeq, a predicted model, not a curated record